Molecule: messenger RNA, 3404 nt
Organism: Trachemys scripta elegans
Lineage: Eukaryota; Metazoa; Chordata; Testudines; Emydidae
Gene: VAMP1
Product: vesicle associated membrane protein 1
Exons: 4
Coding region: 341-763 (140 amino acids)
Biological process (GO): SNARE complex assembly; vesicle-mediated transport; vesicle fusion
Cellular component (GO): plasma membrane; SNARE complex
Molecular function (GO): SNAP receptor activity; syntaxin binding
Source: RefSeq, a predicted model, not a curated record
CGGAGGCUGCAGCUCACUGUACAACGGGUUGGAGGACCGUCACACGACGGUUGGCUGGUGCUAGGCUAUAGCUGUUUGGUUGUGCGGGUAGAGAGGUAGCAGCCAGACCUACAGGGUGCCUAGGCUGGCGCUUAGGGAAGCACUUGGCUGACGGUGCGAAGGGACAUUGCAGACAGGAGGGGGCGUGGCCGUGGCGGCGUUGAUUUGCCGAUGGUGGGCGUGGUCAAAUAGCACCAGACUAUAGGGUGGGGGCCGUAGUGGCGCGACAGCUAAAACCCGAGGCAGGCGCAGGACAGGUGCCGGGUAGACGCGGAGCGCGUGUUCUCAGCCCAGCGGAGCCAUGUCUGAUCCAGCUCAGCAAUCUGCUCCCAGGGCCCCAGAAGGGGGUGCUCUUGGUGGGGGUCCCCCUGGGCCUCCCCCCAACAUGAGUAGUAACCUUCGGCUGCAGCAGUCCCAGGCCCAGAUGGAGGAGGUGGUGAGCAUAAUGAGUGUGAAUGUGGAGAAAGUGCUGGAUCGAGACAUAAGGCUUACCGAGAUGGAUGGCAAGGCAGAGGCACUUGAGGCUGGUGCCUCAGUGUUUAAAACUAGUGCAGGAAAGCUAAAGAGGAAGUACUGGUGGAAGAACUGUAAGAUGAUGAUCAUGCUUGGAGUGAUCUGUGCCAUUGUGAUGGUGGCGAUUGUACGUAAGUACCAUAUAGAAUCUGAAUGGAGGGUCAGGGAGCCCCCAAGUCUUGGAAAAUGCCACCGUCUCCCUUUUGGUUAAGGGACUGAAGGUCUGAGAGUACCCUGCAUGUUCAAGUGGUAGCUUCUGCCUUCUGGUUAAGGGAAAAGGUACCUUCCAAAUGCCUGGUGAAGGGUGGAGUAUCUGGGAAACUCUACAGGGAAAUGGUAUGUUCGAAAUAGCAUAUAAAGGACCCAAUCUGAGAGCUCUUCCCAUUUGGGGGGAAAUGGGACCUUCCCUCUACUGGGACAGAGGAGUUCUUCCCCCAAGUGUGAAAGGCAUGGGAGUGGAAGGGUUGGGAAGUCCCUAACUUGGCUGGGGGUUUGUAGGCCUCAAUUGCCUACUGUGGGGACCUUGGUAUAACUUGCCCUCUUGUUUUCUCCUUUCUCUUUUCCUUCUGUUGCAUUCUGUAUCCAGUUUACUUUUGUACUUGAGAAUGUGACCCUUCAGUCUGCAGUCCACCUUCCCCUCUUCCUGUCUCCUUCCUUGCCCACACUCCCCCCUCCAUGUGGCUGCUUCAUCUUCAGUUCUUUUGUUGGUUUUGUUUGUCUUCUGUGUAAGAUUCUGAAGCAACUCUCCUGGACCUAGGUUUAACGCCUUCAACAUCUGCUGCAGCCUCAGGGAGGGUCAGCUCACUUGGGGGGGUAAGGGGGGGGAAGAUGUUGCUUCCAUUCUUAUGUUUGAGGGUAACUUUUUUUUUUUUUUAAUCCGAAUUUGAGUGAGGCAUGGCUUAGGUGUCACCUUCAUCACAGCUGUACCUAAAGGGUGUACUUCAGCAAUUUGAGCUUCCUCAAAGCAUUUCCCUGGCAGUGAUGAUCCUAGAGAGCAGGAGGGGGACUCCAAUGUGAAAUUGAUUAGAGUAGUGCCUCACCUCAGAGGAGAGCAUCUGGCCUCCGCUCUUGUGGAGUUUCCCUUUAACUGCUGAAGUCUAAACUAGUUUAUGGUGGUCACUUAUCCUUCAGCUUCCCACAAAUAGUGAUGAGUUGUGUCUUGCUCAUGUUGUGGCAGCUCUCAGCUUCAUAGAAUGCAACAGGAAGGGUUGAUGAUCCUUUUUCCUACACCACAAGGACAACAGCAAUUGUUAUAUCGGGGGUUGGUAUUCCUGUAACAGGUACAGACUUGUCAGGAUGUCAUCCUGGUUAGCUACUGGAAUGCAUUUUACUGAGGAAGUCCAGGGCGUGGAGGGAACAGGACUGGUAGAGGGAGUGAGAGGGAAUUCUGGAUUUUUCUUGCUUCAUCAAGCUGUGUGCCUCUUUCUGUUGCGUGAAGGGAGACAUGGGUUGGGGAGUCCCAGGUGGGGGGAGUCUCUGUUGCUUAAAUAGUCAGCUGAGCAACUGCAUCCUGUGUGUAUUUCUGGGCAAGUCCCCAUCUUCUGCUCUGUUCUUUCUCCAAAGCCUCAUUCUCAAGGAGUUACAAAAAAUGGUAGUAAAGUAGAGUUCUGCGCUGAGAAAGAGCUUUGGGAAAAUGUCUUGAACUCAAUAUUUAGCAACUCUUGGAUCUCAGCAAAUCUGCUUGGUUCACAAGCUUAAAACUUCUCUAUAUGCGAAUGCUACAAACUCUAGUUUAGACUUUUGAGUCCAGACUGGGCUCUCCAAGGUUUCUGGGAAGGUGGGGAGUUGGGAGCAGGUGAAACUGUAUAACCUACUGUGGGUAAGUCACUUCUUUUGUGCCCCCAUUUUCCCAUCUGUGAAAAGAGCUACACCGCUCCUCUGAGUCCUUGAAGUGUUGUGGUGAAUUCUGUGGAUGAAAUGAGCUGCACAGUUUGUGUGCAAGUCCCUACAGAACCUCUUGUGAGUAUUUUGUUCUCAAACAGAACCACUGAGGGAAGAGUGUAGGGAGAAGGAGCAAUGCUCCCUGUAUUCUGCACCAAAAGGAAGGCUUCCUCAGUUCAGGGAGCCCUGGCUAUGAAUUAGAAUGCACUGGGACUUAUGUGCAGGACCAAUGAUGCUGGGAAGAGGGAUGCCAUCUGUGGGGCUUCAUGGGUGUAAGGUAGACGGAAUGCUAGUAAAGGAAGAAAAGACUCUCUUGCAAUAGGACAUUCUGGGAAGGGUAUGGGUUUUGCUUGCUCAUCUCCAUGAACCAGCAUUUCAUUUGCGCUGAGUCCAUAUCCCUGUAAUUCCCCAUCCCUCCCCACCUUGGGGAUGGCAAAACUGAAGAUCUGGAGUGAAGUGGCCCUUGUUCUUUGAGUGCUUCCCACUAUCCUCUGUUGAAUUGAGCUGUGGAGAUGGAUGGACAGAAGUACAUCUGCUGAAGAGGAGCUAGGGCCUGAUUGUGCUGAUGCCAUAAUUUGUGGGGAGGGCAAGCAAGAUGAUGCAGGGCUCCCAAGCCAGCAGGUAUUGCUCAACCUUUCUUGGACAAGCCCUCCCCCAUCCCUCCUGUUCCUCCGGGGCUGAGGCCUCUGGGCUGUUUCUUCCAUUUAUCUUUCUGUUGGGGAUUUGUAUGUUGUGCCCCUCUUUCUGGUUCUUGGUGUGUGGGCAAAAAAAAUUUCCCCACCCCUGUCGUUCUGAGCCUAAAGCAAGGAACUUCCUUCCCUGUCCACGUGGCUUCAGUGGCUGUCUCACACAUGUGUGAUUUGUGUCUUUUCUCUAUUAAACACAACUGUAACCUUCUCAUUGGGCAUGUAUAGCACCCACCUCAUGUACUUUGAACUCUCUAUGCUAAUAAACACAGUUCCACUCCCUUA